UCAUGUCUGGAGAAAAAUCCAAGUCUGCUUCCCAGACUGAUGGGAAGGCUCAGAACAAGAUGUCUGAGAUGGGCAUGAUGUCCUACAAGAUGUGUGUGUAUGACCAGGAGAACUUCCAGGGUCGCUGUAUUGAGAUCAAUGGCGAGUGUAUGAAUGUGUGUGACAUGGGAAUGGACAGGGUACGGUCCCUGCGUGUUGACUGUGGACCCUUUGUGGGCUUUGAGCAGAUGAACUUCUGUGGUGAGACGUUCAUCCUGGAGAAGGGCGAGUACCCCCGCUGGGACUCCUGGAGCAACUGCCAGAAGAACGACUACCUGCUAUCCUUCAGGCCCGUCCGCAUGGACCCUGAGAAGCACAAGAUCUGCUUGUAUGAGGUCGGAGAGUUCAAGGGUCGUAAGAUGGAGAUUAUGGACGACGAUGUCCCCAGCCUGUUUUCCUACGGUUUCACCGAUAGAGUGGGCAGCAUCAUGGUCAGCUGUGGAACUUGGGUUGGUUACCAGUUCCCCGGCUAUCGUGGCAGCCAGUACCUGCUUGAGAAGGGCGAAUACAGGCAUUUCAAUGAGUUUGGAGCUCGCUGCCCCCAGAUGCAGUCCAUUAGGCGUAUCCGUGACAUGCAGUGGCACCCACACGGCUGCUACACCAUGUCCUCCAAGUGAAACCCAGCAAGGGCGAGGAAGAGAGGGAUCGGAGGAGAGAUGGAGGCGGAGGGCGGGCACAGAGAUGGAGGUGGAGGAGGGAGGGCAAAAAAAGAGAGGAGGAGGGAGAACGUGUAAUAUUUUCUCCUCUGUCCCAAAGUCUCUUCAAUACAGUAGGUUGUUAUUUUUAGUUGUUGGAACAUUGUAAUCUGGCGACCAAUAUGAAGUUAUUCAAAGGUAAAGAGGAGAUAAUUGCACAGACCAUCAAGGCUAUAUCUAAUAAUAAACAAAUUUUGUUCUCUCUCUCGCACUGUCUCUGUCUGUCAGCUCCCUUCUCCCCUCUUUCCUCUCUCUCUCCUCCCCUCCCUCCCUCUCUCCCCCUCAAACUUCUCUUCCACAUCACACCAACGUCAGCCCUCACUCAGCCCAUUAGAGGCUGACUGACCAGGGUACCAGUGUGGAUUUGUGUGUGUUUGUGUGUUGGAGGAACUGAGACAGAAAAAAAGCCAGAAGAAGAGAAGUGUUGGUGAAUUCUCUGUGCUCAGAUCCUGCAGCCACAUCAGCCCUAAACAACAAUAA
Messenger RNA from Scatophagus argus, 1214 nucleotides. It is a transcript of the gene crybb1l2, whose product is annotated as crystallin, beta B1, like 2. NCBI's taxonomy places the organism in Eukaryota, Metazoa, Chordata, Actinopteri, Scatophagidae. The record is from RefSeq and is a predicted model, not a curated record. Gene Ontology annotation, biological process: visual perception; lens development in camera-type eye. Gene Ontology annotation, molecular function: structural constituent of eye lens. The coding region runs from base 3 to 656 and encodes 217 amino acids. The transcript has 5 exons.